UCAACUUUCAUUUCUAUUUCUCUCACUAAAUCAGACAGAUUCAAGCUGAAUCCUGAAAGGAUUUAUCGUUUUAUUUCCUGUUGGAUAUUACACCAGAAAUCCUAAAUAAUCUACCUGGAGUUUUAAUCUACUGUGGUCCAGGUUAUACUUCUGUACAUUGUCCACAAAACUUUUAUUUCCUAUCUGGAAAUAAUGAAGAAGCUAAUUUAUGGAACUGUUUUUCUUAAAGAUUAUUAACAGAUGGUUGAUGAUAAAGUGGGAUGUUGACACUUAAAUUGUUGUGAGUGAUAACCACAAUUUCAACGAUCUGAGGACAAGACUGCAAUAACCGCAGAUGUAGCAAGAAGGAAAAACAAACAACAGAAUCUACAACUUACGUGUGACUGUGAUCAGAAUCAUGUAAAUGUUUUGUAACAACAGAAGAAUAUAUUCAUGACGUGUGCAUUUCAAAUAUGAGCCUUUUAAAUUCAAUAUCAUGGAACUUAAUUGUAUCCAGCUAGUUGUGACUAAAGUUGUGAUCAUAGCCAUCUUGUGUGUGCUUGCAUCAUCAACGCAAACCUUUCGAUUAAAUGAUGGAGAAGAAAAAACAAGGACAUACCAACCAUCGCAAGUCCAUUUUCAGUGGCUGGAUGAAAGCGAAAACUUAAUCCCGGAGAAAGUUAAUUCAGAGUCAGUAUCUAUUCCUAUGUUACAUAAAACCAUUGGAAAAGAUGUCUGGAGGAAGUUAAAAUGGAUGAAAAAUGGUUCUGUGAACAAAUCAAAAAGUGUUAAAAUAAUGGAUGAGACGGAAAGUCCAGAGAAGGGCUCCCUGCAGACUGUUGGGAUAGAAACUCAAUUAGGUGCAGAAAUAGACAGCCACAGAUUAGUUCAGGGGAUGAACAGUCCUAUUGAUUCACGUACAAGUCAUCAGGUUAUCAAGGAUGGUAAUAGCAGCAAGAAACGUGUUAUUAGAGAAGUAGGGGAGGUUACUCCUUCCAACAUUGUCCCCAGUUUCUCACAAACUACAACACAGGAGAGUUUUUCAGGGGACUUAACUUCAGAAAGUUUUACUAGUUUGAUCAAUCAUCAGACAGUGAAGGAUAAUGAGGAUUUGACUGUUGUAGAAGGUUCGGGUGUUGUAGUGAACACCACACCCGAAUCCUUGUCUGGACUAACAACCUCAAGCAAGCCUGUUACUACACUUGAUAUUACUACAACACCACAUCCAAUUACUCAGGACCCUCUUACACCAUCACAAAUCUCUACAACAGAGCCAUCUUCCAUCCUAAAACUUACAGUUCCAAAAUUUACAACUCCACAAUCCACACUUCUAAAAUCAACAUCUGCAGAACCCAUAACUCCUAAAUCAACAACAUCAAAAACAACCACAACCCCAAUGCCAACCACAACCACAGAACCAUCAACAACCCCAGAACCAACCACAACCCCAGAACCAUUAACAACACCAAAACCAACUACAACACCAGAACCAACCACAACAACAGAACCAACCACAACCCCAGGACCAACCACAACCCCAGAACCAACCACAACACCAGAACCAACCACAACCCUAGAACCAACCACAACACCAGAACCAACCACAACCCUAGAACCAACCACAACACCAGAACCAACCACAACCCCAGAACCAACCACAACACCAGAACCAACCACAACCCUAGAACCAACCACAACCCCAGGACCAACCACAACCCUAGAACCAACCACAACAUCAGAGCCAUAUAUCAAUCUUGAAAUAACUGCCACACCUGAACCUUUCACACCUGAACCUUCUGUUACCUCUGAACCCUCAGCCACACCUGAACCUUCUGUUACCUCUGAACCUUCUGCCACACCUAAACCUUCUGUUACCUCUGAACCUUCUGCCACAUCUGAACCUUCUGUUACUUCUGAACCUUUAGUCACACCUGAACCUGAACCUUCUACCACACCUGAACCUUCUGUAACACCUGAACCUUUCACUACACUUGAACCUUCUGCCACACCUGAACCUUCUGUUACUCCUGAACCUUCAGCCACAUCUGUUCCUUCUGCCACACCUGAACCUGAACCUUCUGCCACACCUGAACCUGAACCUUCUGCAACACCUGAACCUUCUGCAAUACCUGAACCUUCUGCCACACCUGAACCUUCCACCACACCUGAACCCUCUGCUACACCUGAACCUUCUGCCACACCUGAACCUUCUGCCACACCAGAACCUUCUGCCACACCUGAACCCUCUGCCACACCUGAACCUUCUGCCACUCCUGAACCCUCUGCCACACCAGAACCUUCUGCCACACCUGAACCUUCUGCCACACCUGAACCCUCUGCCACACCAGAACCCUCUGCAACACCUGAACCCUCUGCAACACCUGAACCUUCUGCAACACCUGAACCUUCUGCAACACCCGAACCUUCUGUCACAGCAGAGCCAGAAGCAACUCCUGAAACCAGCUUAAACUCUACAUCUGAGCCUGAACCAGAAAGUGAACCAGAUAGUGAACCAGAACCAGAAGGGGAACUGUCAGUGUUUUCUGAACCACGGCCAGACUGGGAGGCUGCUAUGGAGUUAUGGCAGUGGGGCUGGUACUUCUUCGUUUAUUUCUUUGGAAUCCUGUUUCUACUUUUGGCCUUGUUCAGUCUUCUGAGUGUGAUCAGGCUGUGGAGCAUGAACCACCUCCUCAGUAAAAACUAUUUUGUCACUCUUAACAUCCUAAUCAUCAUCAAGUGUACAUUGAGAGGAUCGUACCUGCUGGUGGAUGCACACAACAUCAAUAACACAUUCCACAAUAUUGUGGACUAUUUCCUCUACAGCACUGCAUUUCCAUGCCUCACAUCUGCAUUCAGUAUUCUGUUUUAUGCAUUGCUGAUUGCCACAAAAAUGCAGGUGAUUUCACCCAAGAUUCAGAAGCUGUCUGUGCUAGUUGGAAUUAUAUUGUUUCAUUUCGCCCUGUCUCUGAUCACAGAUGUUAUUGUAGGAAUAUUUUCGGAAGCUCGUGUGCUACUAUUGGUGUGUCAAUUUUUUUAUGUAGCAUGGGGCAUAGUGCUGUUUGUAGGAUAUUUCUACUUAUUCCGGCGGCUGUAUAGUGCCGCCAUCAAGCGACAGAAAACCAUGAUCCAACAGACACUCUCCACUGGGAAUUCUUCUGUGACAGAGCGUACAAGAAAGAAAUCAACAUCAAAGUACACCAUCAGUCUUUCAAUUAAAGUGACUUUUGUGGCAGCAGUCUUUGGAUUAAUGUGCGUUGCAUUGGAAUUGUAUGGAAUUUUUGGUGUGUUUAAAUUAUUAAAGAAUGGGCACACCCCAGAGGCCUGGCCCUGGUAUGCAUACAAGUUCUUACUGAGGCUAAUGGAACUGCUUAUGUGUGCCACUAUGGUGUAUGUGGCAUCACAGCCACUGAAAUACCGACGACGAGAACAGGAGAGUCAGUGUUGGUUGUAUUUAAUGCCCUUUAAGCGUGUUUGUUGUAGUUGUGGAGUUCAAGGGUCAAAUGAAAAUACAGACACUUCAGCUAACUCUGAUGGACAUGCAAUGUCGGAAACACAUGAAGAUAAACAGAAAAACAUGAAAUUUUUCAAUAAAGGUAUUCAGGAUGUCAAACUGGAAACAGUAUUAAAACCACGGGUGACGUAUGCACCUCAUUUAAAUGGAAACUUUCAUCGCCAGGUUUCGGAAAGUCCCUCUCACCUUGUGAUAGAAGAUGGCCUAGUACGAUUCCGUAGUGAUGAAGAAUUGAAUUGUUGUGAUUCAGAACUGGGAGCAAGUCUUCCUGACCUUGUAAAUGGAAGUGCUAUGAGAAGUUACAGGGUAAAUGACGAGACAGUUGGAAAUGGUGCUAUUCCACAUGGAGUCCUCAAUGGAGGUUUCUAUAGAACUGAGAACGAAGCUCAAAAUAACAACAAUAAGACCCCCCAGGAGGUGGUCGGUGGUCACUGUUUUGACCAAUACAAAAGUAUGGACCUUGAGAGAACCAGUAUAGGGACAACGGGCACGGAUACCAUGCGGCCUAUGUCUGCUCUCAAUCUUGCUGCAAGUAUGGAAUGGGAAUUCGAUAGAGUGUAUGAACGUAGUUUUGUAGAAAGUGACACAAGUAGUGUUAAAAGUCUUCCUAAUGUUGUACCAGUAUCAUCACACGAAACGAAUGCAGAGAGUCGACUUCUUGUGGACCAAUCACCUAGUCAUGACCCAUAUGUCAACCAAUCAGAUCACAGACGAGACAGUUUACCACUUGAUAUGAAUCAGGUUUCAUUGGAUAUGAGUUCAAAUCUUUCAUCACCAUCUGAUGCUCCGUGUUCUCCGAGCUCACCCACGCGAAAACCAUUAAUAACAAAACGCAUGAGUAGACAUGCGUCAACAGACUCCGAUUGCUUAGACAGAUUCAAGGCCAAUAUUUAUACUUCAUAGUAUAAAACAGAUGGUGAUAUUCUCUUGAUCCAAUCAGAUUAAUUUUUUUACAUUAUUUCUUGUUUGUCAUCAGGUAAGAAGAUUAAACCCUUUACCUACCUUUUGUUUUGCAAAAAAAUUUGAUGCCCUAGUCCUUGGAACGACAUGAAACUUGUUGAAAUGGUUUUAGCAUUUUCACAGAAGAAGCCAUGCACAUUCCUUGUUGAAAAUGGAUGAUCUUUUUCCAAGACACAAUUUUAUCACAAUCCGCUAAAAAUUUUUUUUUAGGUAAUGAUUAACUCUCACCGCCUCAAGUAAUUUAUAAAUUUCACAUAUUAUUGAUGUGGAAUUUUAGAGAAGCUAAUACAAAACUUUUUUAAAGUUGAAAUCUGUGAUUUUUGUCAUUAAAAAAAAAAAAAAUAAUUUAUUUAUGUCUGAGUUGGAAAUGAAGUGGUGUUAUGUCCUUCGACUGCAAAAUAAAAGGGAACUUUUAAGACUUCAUUGUAUAUUUUAUUAUUGAUGAUAUCUAAAGAUGAUGAUAAUGAUGAGAUCAAGAGAUUAUCCAUAAUACUGACUAAUGGGGCCUUUUUGCAAUAUUCACUCUGGUCAUUUUUGAAAAACAAAUAUUGAUAUAGUAUUUUUUCUAAGUAUGAUUAUUAAUGAUGUAUGACAUAGGACCAUUGGUUUGUUUAUGAUUACCAUACAUUACCAUGAAUAAAUGUAAACGAUGUGAGUAACAGAAAGUGUUAUCAGUAAUUUUAUUGAUGAAGAGGUCAUCAGAUCCUAGCGUUUUAUCUUCCAUCAUUUUACAUAGUUUUAUUGAUGUUGUAUAAAAUGAACCUUUAUUAUCAUUGUCAAGGAAGAGGGGUAGCAUGGAGGGAAGAGGGCAGUCUUAGAAAUGCCCUCUUGUCAAGGA
This is a messenger RNA of Ylistrum balloti, 5288 nucleotides long. RefSeq lists its product as uncharacterized. The coding region runs from base 476 to 4393 and encodes 1305 amino acids. The record is from RefSeq and is a predicted model, not a curated record. The transcript has 3 exons. NCBI's taxonomy places the organism in Eukaryota, Metazoa, Mollusca, Bivalvia, Pectinida, Pectinidae.